Messenger RNA from Cyprinus carpio (common carp), 2863 nucleotides. RefSeq names its product dapper homolog 3-like. Gene Ontology annotation, biological process: negative regulation of canonical Wnt signaling pathway. Lineage: Eukaryota; Metazoa; Chordata; Actinopteri; Cypriniformes; Cyprinidae. Gene Ontology annotation, cellular component: cytoplasm. The record is from RefSeq and is a predicted model, not a curated record.
AAACCGGAGUCCAGCCGCAGAUUGCGAGGACCGGAGCCGUGAACUCUCUCAAACCGACAGGGUUCUAUCAUGGACACCACGGUAACUUCGUUAAAAACGGCUGUCGGUGUGGUUUAACGCGAAGUGCUCUGUAGAUGAGUCGGUAAGAAUGUUCCGUGUGUUCUCGCUGGCGGCGGCGGAGCGCGGGAGACAGAAGCGGCGGCUCGAGCUCAGUCUGGCGGGGAUCUGUGAGCUCGAGCUGCUCAAGCGGCGGCACGAGGCGCUGGUCGCCGGUGCGCUCGCGCUGCACUCUCCCGAACCCGAACCGGAACCCGAACCCGAGCCGAAGAAAGCCGAGCGGACGAGCGCCGAUCCGACCCCGCCGGACGGCUCGUGGAGUCUGAUGAACAUCUUGCAGCAUCAGGUGGGAGAGCUAAAGGUGGACACAGACAGCAGCUCAGUGGAGCCCCCUACUGACGUUUCAGGUUUCCCUGAGCAGGCUGAGGGUCUGUCUCCUGUCGGCCCGUCCGACUCUUCUGGUCUCGGUGAGAUCUGCCCCGUCCGGCUUUCUGAGAGACCUAAGUCUGUUGGUGACGUAUUCGUCAGCCGUGAGCUGAACGCUCGCGCCGCAGUUCCCCGCUCUUUCUCUGCACCCUAUCCGCCUCUAGAGGGCAUCACUGAAGACGAGCCGUGGAUCUGGCAUCCCAGUGAGGAAGAACACGGCGCAGAUGACUACAGACAGACGCAGCAUGCUGAAACGUACAUCCUCGGCCUGAUCCAGCGCCGCUCGCCUCCCGCUCGACCCACCAAACCCCGCACCAGCCUGGGACCCGAGGCCCGAGCCGUGGUCCGACAGAGCAGCCUGUGCCGCAAGGAUCCGCCGUACAUCCCCGAGGAGAGACAUGCAUGCUAUCCCCGACUCGCCGGGAUCCGCUGCGGUGCUCUGGAUCCCAGCAUCAGCGAAGCCGAAUCCUAUCAGAACACUCGCUCGGCAUCGUCCGAUGAGCUUGUGAACGCGCAAUACAUCCCAGCGCAGCCACGCCACGCCCAAACCGCUGCGCACCGAACGCACGCCGCACCCAAACCCACCACCUCACAGCUCAGAGCCGCGGCGAAGAAGUGCCGCUUCACAGAGGACAAGAUUGCGCAGAAGAAACCCGGACGAAAAGCAUGUCGCGCUCAAUCCGAGAACAGCCUGCUUGGGCAAAGAGAGCGCAAAUAUAACACUAUGGAGCGCGACGCUCAAGCCAAAACACGCCGCGGCUCCGGUCACCGCCGCUGGCGCUCCACCCUAGAACUGAGUCAGGACGAAGCCGAGAUGCCUUCUGAGCAGCCAAUCAGACGCUCGCGCAAACCUCGCGUCUACGCCCAACCGCACCAUCAUCAUCAUCAGUUCCCACCAGAUGGCUACACGCUCCGAGAGUCAGAGUCCAGUCUGAGCGAGGCCGAGUCGCCCGGCUCCAGCUCGCUCUCCAGCGACUCCGACGAGAGCGGCGGAUUGGUCUGGCCGCAGCAGCUCCGCCCACAGCUGGCUCCGCCCUCUCCAUCACACCCACCGCAGCCCAAAGCCUUCGUGAAGAUCAAGGCGUCGCAUGCGCUCAAGAAGAAGAUCCUGAGAUUCAGGAGCGGAUCACUCAAAGUCAUGACCACUGUUUGAGCGACAAACACCGGCCUAAUCAGGGUGACCCUUCGCAGGGAGUUUGAUUGACAGGUGACCUGACCAAUCAUAACACCGGAUCUGCUUUUGUCUGACAAACAAACCAGACAGGACAGUAUAUUGACAUUGGUGGACUUGAACGUGAAAAACACAGUUACACCGUUAAAACAUGAUACCUUCUGAUGUUCAUUCAUGUUUAUUUCAUGCUUUAACUAGUUAAGAAGAAGACACGAUCAUGGAUGUCAUGGUUGCAAAAAGGUGUUAAAUUUGGAAAACAUUCCAGGCAUUUUAGAAAACUUCUAGGAUUUUUCUUUGAAUCUUCCGUGGAUUUUUGGAAAGUUUACGGAACUUUACCGGAAAUGUUCCACCCCAGUUCACGUGCAGCUUGACCUGAGGCGUUACAGUGAUUUGUCACGUAGACACUGCAAUUUUUUAGGAGUGACAGCUGCAUUUAAAUGCGGGAAUGAGUCCCGUAAAUGAUAGUUCCAUGUGUGUACGGAACAGCAGUCACUCCCGCAUUUGUAACCAUAGCAACAUUUUGUCGUCUUGCGGGAGUGAAUAAGAAUUUAGCUGUUUGGUAUCUGCCAUUUUUUGGCUAAAGACUCUUUUUUUUCCAUCGAUUUCUACUAAACUACCACUGAUCGACGUGCUGUGUUUUGUUUAUGCUCGGGAGGCUGCUUUAGAGAGCGCUGUCUUGCAGUGUUGCCAUACCCUCAUAUUUACAAGCACAUUCAAGCAUGUUGUUUGGUCUUAGCUCAUAAAGCUAGGCACUUUAUGGAGUUAAUAAAGUGAUCUGUUGCGGAUGUAGAUAUUAAUUUUUUUGGUGUUAUAAAACAUAAAACAUUUGAGGUUUUUUUUGGGCUUAUCCUUGUUUGUUGAUUUUUUAUUUUUUUUUUUAUUUUUUUUUUCUAAGAAGAUCUGGCAACACUAACACUUUGCUGCAAUUUUAGCUAGAGUUUGUAUGUGGCAUAUUAAAGACCCCCAAUAUGCUAUUUAUUGUUUGAAUAACUUAAAAAAAAAAAUGACCUUGUUUCAUACCAGAAGCAACCUGCUCUGUCUCAUCUGUCAGCACGUUGUCAGUUUCUGCUUUGCUCUGCGAAGUAUUUUUCACUGCGUGAGAACAUGAGCGGCAUGGCUUGUCAGACAUUGCAACAGUAACUAAGGGGGCCAGAUCUUGGGAAGGGUCAGUUGUAAUAUGGAUUUGAAUUUGAAAUUAAGGAAUUUCAG